GGCGGGGAGCCGAAGCGGGAGGGGCGCUCCCCCGCCCCUGGAACGGAAUCCUCCCGGGAGCGGAGCAGGCUAGCGAGCUUGCAUCCCGCACCAUACCCCUGCCCCCGGCCCCGGCCCGCGUCAGACCGAGCUGCCGCCGCCGCCACAGCAGCAGCAGCACUCGGGGAUCCGGGCCCAGCCGGGGCCGCGGGAGGCGGGGGCGCCGGAGCCCUGGAUGUCCCGCAGCGCGGCGGCCAGCGGCGGACCCAGGAGGCCAGAGCAGCAUCUGCCCCCUGCCCCCUGUGGGGCCCUGGGGCCCCCUGAAACCUCCAGGACGGAGCCAGCAGACGGGGCGGGCACCAUGAACAAGCUACGCCAGAGCCUGCGGCGGCGGAAACCAGCCUACGUGCCUGAGGCAUCGCGCCCACACCAGUGGCAGGCGGACGAGGACGCGGUGCGCAAGGGCACGUGCAGCUUCCCGGUCAGGUACCUGGGCCACGUGGAGGUGGAGGAGUCCCGGGGGAUGCACGUGUGUGAAGAUGCUGUGAAGAAGUUGAAGGCAAUGGGCCGGAAGUCUGUGAAGUCUGUCCUGUGGGUGUCAGCCGAUGGGCUCCGGGUGGUAGAUGACAAGACCAAGGACCUGCUGGUAGACCAGACCAUUGAAAAGGUCUCCUUCUGUGCUCCUGACCGCAACCUGGACAAGGCUUUCUCCUAUAUCUGCCGUGAUGGGACCACCCGCCGCUGGAUCUGCCACUGUUUCCUGGCGCUCAAGGACUCCGGAGAGAGGCUGAGCCACGCAGUGGGGUGUGCGUUUGCAGCCUGCCUAGAGCGGAAACAGCGGCGGGAGAAGGAGUGCGGAGUCACGGCUGCCUUUGACGCCAGCCGCACCAGCUUCGCCCGGGAGGGCUCCUUCCGCCUGUCUGGGGGUGGGCGGCCGGCUGAGAGAGAGGCUGCUGACAAAAAGAAAGCAGAGGCAGCAGCUGCCCCAACUGCGGCUCCUGGCCCUGCCCAGCCUGGGCACGUGUCCCCAACACCGGCCACCACAUCCCCUGGCGAGAAGGGUGAGGCGGGCACCCCAGUGGCUGCAGGCACCACUGCGGCUGCCAUCCCCCGGCGCCAUGCCCCCUUGGAGCAGCUGGUUCGCCAGGGCUCCUUCCGUGGGUUCCCGGCGCUCAGCCAGAAGAACUCACCUUUCAAACGGCAGCUGAGCCUACGGCUGAAUGAGCUGCCAUCCACGCUGCAGCGCCGCACUGACUUCCAGGUGAAGGGCACAGUGCCUGAGAUGGAACCUCCCAAUGCCAGUGACAGCGACAGCAUCAGCGCCCUGUGUACACAGAUCAGCUCAUCUUUUGCCAGUGCUGGAGCGCCAGCACCAGGGCCACCGCCAGCCUCAACAGGGACUUCUGCCUGGGGUGAGCCCUCCGCGCCCCCUGCAGCUGCCUUCCAGCCUGGGCACAAGCGGACCCCUUCGGAGGCCGAGAGGUGGCUGGAGGAGGUGUCCCAGGUGGCAAAGGCGCAGCAGCAGGCAGCCUCAGUGCCUGCCGUGCCCCCCGGCCUGCAGCCCUUCCCCGCCCCCGUGGGGCCCUUCGACGCCGCGCCUGCCCAGGUGGCCGUGUUCCUGCCGCCUCCACACAUGCAGCCCCCUUUUGUGCCCGCCUACCCGGGCUUGGGCUACCCGCCCAUGCCCCGCGUACCUGUGGUGGGCAUCACACCCUCACAGAUGGUGGCCAACGCCUUCUGCUCAGCCGCCCAGCUCCAGCCCCAGCCUGCCACCCUGAUUGGGAAAGCUGGGGCCUUCCCACCCCCUGCAGCACCCAGCGCCCCUGGGGGCCAGGCCCGUCCUCGCCCCAAUGGGGCGCCCUGGCCCCCAGAGCCAGCGCCCGCCCCGGCCCCUGAGUUGGACCCCUUUGAGGCCCAGUGGGCAGCGUUAGAAGGCAAACCUGCUGUAGAGAAGCCUUCCAACCCCUUCUCGGGCGACCUGCAGAAGACCUUCGAGAUUGAACUGUAGCCCGAGUCACCCCAUCAUCUCCAGGAGCCCCACACCUGGGAGUGGAGGCCCAACCUCUCCCCAGUCCUGCUCCCUGGGGCUGCACCCUCCUGACGACCUCUCUAACCCUUCUCUCGACCACCUCCCACGACCAGUACAGAACCGACAUUGUGACGCCCAGGUUGCGAUAGGAUGGAAUUCAGGGACGGACCCAGCCUGGCUAAGGGACCCAUUUCUCUGCCAGACUUAGGCUGGCAUGGCCCCCUCUCCCCGGAACCCAGACACAGGGGGAUGGCCACAAUCCCACCGAGUGCCCUCGGUUCCAGCUGUAUUUCCCAGUUUCUGUUGUUGACCUUCUACCUUCUAGUAUUGGGUGGGAUGGAGGAGGGAUGCCCACCUGGGGGCCCUCCUCGGCCCCAAACGAGUGCCCACCCCAAGUUUGGUCGUUCCCCCCCGCCCCCAUACACAGCACAAACAAAGGGCUUCCUUCUGCCCACCUGCUGCGUUCACUGCCAAUGCUGUGCUCACCCCUACCACCCCUCCCCUCCCCUUGGGGGCCCACAUGUUCUUUGGGCCAGGGUCUCACGGGGGUAGGGGGCCAAGUUGGGGGCCCAGGAGGCAGGUAGGGGGGAAGGGGAAGGGGAAGAAGAUGCUCAGUUACCUCACGUCGGUGCCCGCUGGGGAGGGGUCCGGGAAGAAGGAAGGGGGUGCCUGGCGGGUACUUUUCUAUCUUUUAUUUCCAGAUUUUUUUGUAUCUAAACUUGCAGAUUUGUAUUAUACAAGGACAGCCAAUAAAGGAAGAAUAUAAUGGUGCCCCUCUAGAAGGCAGGGUGUGUGUGCAGCGGGGAUGGUGUGGAGACAGAGCCUUUCCUCCUGAGUCAUCUCCUAAAACCAGAGGGAGUAAAAAGGGUCUCCCUGCAUUUUCACCCCUGAGUUGUAGCAUGGGAGCAGGUAACACUGACCCAGCACUCAAGAAGUGGGUUAUUAAUGGGUACCCCAAAUUAAUCACUCCAUUUCUGAUUCUUAUAGAUUUUGAAACAAGGAAUUAAAAAAACAUAUAAUCUGCUGCUAAUAACUUCAGUAUUAAAAUUUUAAAUAAUUA
Lagenorhynchus albirostris (white-beaked dolphin) is the source of this 3068-nucleotide messenger RNA. RefSeq names its product NUMB like endocytic adaptor protein (gene NUMBL). Bases 215 to 1987 code for a protein of 590 amino acids. NCBI's taxonomy places the organism in Eukaryota, Metazoa, Chordata, Mammalia, Artiodactyla, Delphinidae. The transcript is spliced from 10 exons. The record is from RefSeq and is a predicted model, not a curated record.